AUAUGAUGAAUUUUUAGAUUCAAUAAUUUCGUUGUUAUUUUAGCAAAUUCUAGUAGAUCUCUACAUUUUCCACACAUUAAGUAACAAAACUUUUCAUUUUCAAACUUAUACUUUAUCCAAAUACUUGCAUUAACAAUGGCAGACCGCCUUACCCAAUUACAAGACACAAUAAAUCAGCAAGCGGAGCACUUUUGCAAUAGCAUCGGCAUACUUCAGCAGUUCUCUACGCCUAGCAAGUUCCCUGGUUUCGACCGUAGUGGCUCUCAAACUCCGCAACAACAGCAAAGCCAGGAAGACUACGCUCUCCUGUUCGCUACUUUGAUCUCGCGCUGUGCUAAGGAUAUUGAUACCCUGAUCGAGUCGCUUCCGAGUGAGGAAAGCUCUACAGAGUUGCAAGUACAGAGUUUGAGGCGUUUGGAGGCUGAGAAUAAGGAAGCUGCGGAGAGGCUUGAAGAGGCUGUCCGCCAAGGUGAGAUUCUGCUAGAGAAGAUCCAGGGUGCCCUCAGUGACAUUGCUCAGUGCCAGCUGGACAUGCAGAACCCAGCGCAGAUCCUGAAUAAGGAUGUGAGACCGUUAUAGGACUUAAAGAAGCAUGGCGGAUACCACCGUCGGUGAUAAACUGUUUAAACUGUGCUGUGUGGGUAUUAUUACGUAAGAUGUGUUGGUUUUAGGGAAAGAAGACCUUUGCAGGCGCCUACUUACAUAAUACAGUACAUUGUCUCUGAUAGUGACACAUUAUGCCUGACGCGGCUAAUGAUAAUCCCUGUGACAGCUGAAUUUUGUAUGGAGUAACUGUGAAUGUCAAAUGAUUCUGGACAUGUUUGGUAGUUCAACAGGUUUUCUUAUAUUUAGAAAUGUAACAAUUAAUAUAAAUACGGUAAAAACUUAUUUCGUAAUUUUUUUUUAUUACCUCUAUCUAAAAGUGAUUUGGAGGAACUCUCGGAUCAUCAUUUGCCAUGUCAGAUAUAGACAUUAGACAAAGGUUACAUUUCAUUCAUAGAAUGUAAGUAAAUAUUAUUUUAUUGUACCAAUAACAAUACAUUUCACAUGUAAAACUACAAAGCAAUUAAAGAGAAAAAUAUAACUACGUAACAACAGGCGGUGUGGAAUGUUUUAUGUCACAGAAAUGUUAUUUUAUAAAGGACUAAUUUUUUGAGACUGGAUAAAGGAGACACUAAAUUAUUUUUGUACAAAUUACCCAGUGUUUUGUAAAAAAAUAUGUUUCAAAAGUAGUUGUUCGUGAAAUGAAUAAAACAUUCUAUGAAAUUAUAUUAUAAUCAUUCAGAGUUCACGAUAGACGAUAGAGGUACCUACACUAUAGUUUUAGUGUAAGCAUAAGGUUUCUAUAAUAACAAUAUAUGUGAAAUAAGUUAUAAUCAAUUCAUAUAUCUUUUGUGCGACUUCGUCUGCGUGGAAUCAGUAACAGCAGCUAGCGUAAGUUUAGCGCCUGGAUAAAGUGUAAUAGCAAUUAUUCUAUUUGAGCAUAAGCUUAAUUGCUUGACAUGGAUUAUCAGGCAACUCAUUAAAUCUCUCAAUUUCACCCCCCUUUUCACUCUUCAGGCAUGAUUUCCGACAUAAAAACUUUCCUAUGUCCUUCCCUGGGACUCAAACUAUCUCUAUGCCAAAUUUCAACUAAAUCGGUUCAGGUAACAGACAGACCGACAGACUUUCACUUUCUUUAUUAAUAAAGUACGACGCACGGGUACAAUGCUGAUGUAUUAUACAUAUAAACCUUCCUCUUGAAUCACUCUAUCUAUUAAAAAAAACCGCAUCAAAAUCCGUUGCGUAGUUUUAAAGAUCGAAGCAUACAUAGGGACAGACAGACAGCAGGAAGCGAUUUUGGUUUAUACUUUGUGAUAUUAAGUAUGGAUUGUAUACUGUUUUCCAUUUAUAGCGUCUAUAGUCGUUCAUAGAUCAGGGGGCCUAUCCAAGAUGACACUCGUACAUCGAUAAACGCCAAACUAAAAAAAAUAAGUGUUCCGUUUGUCAAAACAAAGUUUUGCACGGAACUAUAGGAUGCCAAUCUCUUAUGGCAGAAUUGUUGCAAAAGCGACCGCUUUCAGCUUUAAAUAAUAGUUCCUAAUCUCUCCGGUGGCGCUAGUUAGGCUCUGGGACAUGAGUAUAACAUGAACCAACAAAUAAACCGACCAAAUUACGUAGGUUGUUUUUGGUAGUAUUUCGGUGUAUGGUGGCGCCGCCUAAUUACUGUUUUUAAUGGACACUUUUCAUACAUAGAGAUUUGGCUCCUUUAUAUAGUCUCCAAUCUCCAUGCACGGAACACUAAAAAAAAAAUGUAUCACGAUGACAGAUGCUACGAAAAAUCACGUGACAAUUCUCAUACUAUAGUUCGUUUGUUUUAGCAUGAAAGAAGGUAAGCGAUCUUUACGUGUCUUUUUAUUUAAAAUAAGUCACAGCAAAUAUGUUACAAUUAUAAAUCAUAUACGAUCUUUUAUAUUCUUUUGCUUUCAUAAGUAAUAUAAACAAUUAUUUUACAAUAUUUUUCAAUAGAAAGACACAAUAAGAUUGUUUACCUUUUUACUAAUUUUCAUGAAAAAUUGUCUUCCGACUAGGCUGCCAAAUGCAUUUGAUUGGAGGUGUUUUUAGGGUUCCGUACCCAAAGGCCAAAGGGUAAAAACGGAACCCUAUUACUAAGACUCCUCUGUUCGUGUCUGUCUGUCACCAGGCUGUAUCUCAUCAACUGUGAUAGCUAGACAGUUGAAAUUUUCACAGAUGAUUUAUUUCGGUUGCCGCUAUAACAAUAAAUACUAAAAAGUAAGGAACCCUCGGUGGGCGAGUCCGAAUGGCACUUGUCCGGUUUUUAUUUUUUUCAUCUAUUAUCAAUGAUUCUUGCGGUUUGGAUUGUAAAUAGUUUAAAAAAGGCCCCUAAACAUGACCUGUAUUUCCGCAUGUGCAUUACCCAGUAUGUGAAGUCAAAUAUAUCAACAUUUUUAUUUAAACUGAUUUUAAAACGACGCGCGACGUAUGCCGUUACGAGUAGGUACGCAAACGUAUACAUAUAAGUUCUAAUUUUCUGAAACAAGUAAACAACAAGACGAUUGCGUCUGUAUAGAAUAUACAUGAUUAAAUAUAUUAUUGAUGAA
This is a messenger RNA of Cydia strobilella, 3101 nucleotides long. It is a transcript of the gene MED21, whose product is annotated as mediator of RNA polymerase II transcription subunit 21. Gene Ontology annotation, molecular function: transcription coregulator activity. Lineage: Eukaryota; Metazoa; Arthropoda; Insecta; Lepidoptera; Tortricidae. Bases 136 to 579 code for a protein of 147 amino acids. The record is from RefSeq and is a predicted model, not a curated record. The transcript is spliced from 3 exons. Gene Ontology annotation, cellular component: mediator complex. Gene Ontology annotation, biological process: regulation of transcription by RNA polymerase II.